Molecule: messenger RNA, 2174 nt
Organism: Tetranychus urticae (two-spotted spider mite)
Lineage: Eukaryota; Metazoa; Arthropoda; Arachnida; Trombidiformes; Tetranychidae
Source: RefSeq, a predicted model, not a curated record
CAGCGAAUUGCUUGAAGCAGUUUGCUUUUGACAGGCGAUGCUAUUUAUACAGCAAAAAUAGUCUAUUCUUACUCACCGUUUGCAUCUGAUUUCUUUCUGCAUUUUGUCAAUCUAUUAAUUAAACAAGGUUUUAAUUUCAAGACUUUGACUGCUUUGUAUUUAUAUUUAAAAUUAAUUUUUGUUAAACCAGUUUAGUCAUCUAUUGUGAAUUAAUAUUUAUAAAAUAUUGCUAUUUUCAUCAAGUUCUAAAAUAAUCUUUUACUUUACUGUUGACUGAGAGCCUAUCAUCUUGAACUUAAUUUGAGAAAAUGGGCAAAUCAGUUGGAAGAAGCAGGGGUCGAAGCCGAAGUCCUUCCGCCCGAGGUCCAUAUGGUAGACCUUCUAGAUUCGGAAGCGGCUCACGAUCACCAUCCAGAGGUCGAUUUGAUGGUCCUCGUCAGUCAAGAUUUGAUAGUCCUCCCCGGUUUGAUGGUCCACCUGGAUCGAGAUUCGAUGGACCACCUCACAGGUUCGAUGGACCUCCAGGAAGGUUUGAUGGUCCCCCAGGAAGGUUCGAUGGUCCGCCACCCAUGCCAGGAAGAUUUGAUGGACCUCAUCAUGGAAGGUUUGAUGGACCUCCGAAAUCGCGAUUUGAUAUGCCACCACAAUCCCGUUUCGAUGGCCCUCCUCCUCCUUUCGACCAUCCAGGUCCAGGAAUGGAGAUACCUCCACCUCCACCGCUUCCUGAAGGACCUGGUAAUGAUAUUGAAAUUAUAGUCGUAAAUCGAGAACAAUGGCGCUACGCAGAGAUGAUAGAAAAAAGACUAAAGGACGAAACUCCAGUAAAGUUCAUUGAUUUACUAUUUCUACAUUCUCCCCAGCACAUCUCGAUGACGCUCAAUGAUCUUUUCGAAAGACGAACCCUUUAUGCUAUUGUGGUGACACCCGCCAAUGAAGAAAAAAGAUCUUGUACAUUGCAUGUUCUACACAAUCAAGAAGAACAUCGGAAUAUACCAAUUGACGAAGCAAUACCGCUGAUUUCAAGGGAUUUCGCUGUUUAUAAUGGACAACAACCACCGAGUGAGGGCUUUAGUGAAAAUUUUGAGACGCCAAAGCCACCAGAAGUACCUAAUUAUAGUAGUGUCACUGGCUCAACACCAUUGUUUCCAGCGGCAGCUGCUGUAGCAGCUACAUCUUCCUCUAAUGGUUCUAACCCAACCAAUAAGCCAACUAAUAUUCCACCAAGUAACCCCAGUGCGGGAGCCAGCCAGGCUUCUGGCAAACGGCUACCCGAUGAUAUUGCAUAUCUUUUACGUACUACCCUUUCUGAAGGAGGUAUACAAUUUUUAAGCCUUCCCCAGAUAGACUCGAUAAUUGAUUAUUUCAAACGAGAACGGGAUCGGUUAACCUCUUCAGUACCUACGCGACGUGUGAAUCCCAUUACAACGGGAUCUGAAUUCCAAUCAUCAACCGGGGUCUCGGGUUAUUCAUCAACUUCCUCAGCGGCUACCGGUUCUAUUACCGGUGCUGGUUCGUCGACAUUAAACAAUGUCCCAACCGACCCAAAUACAUUGUUAGAAAACCCUCAGGUUAAAGCAGCUCUUAACUCUUUGCUGCAAAUUGGAGCCAUUACUAGUGCUUCGGGUAGUAAUUCAGGUGCUACUUCGGCUUCUGGAAUAUCGACAAACAAUAUUUCGACGAGCUCUUAUUCAACUAGUAACUCAUACUCAACACCCUCUUAUUUGAGUACCUCAUCUUCAAACAAUAAUAAUUCAUCCUCCUCCUCUAUGCCACUCCAUUUUUCUAACUCAGCAUCAGCUUCUUCACCAUACCAGCAAUCAUUAACAUCAUCUGGAUCAGCUAAUCAACCACCUCGUAGGCAUCCUCUAAUGGGUACAGAAAUAUCUGGACCCAUGGGGGCUUCGAGUUACUCUUCUUAUGGGAUGAGAAAUAAUAAUAAUUCAUCCAAUAACCCGUCUAAUCGUGGUUAUGCCACUGGCUCGCGAUACUGAGAACAUAUUUAUUAUUCUCACUAUUAUUUCUUUCUCAAAACUUUCUUUUCUCUUUGUUUUCUUUUUGUUUCAUUUUCUUUUUUCUUCACUUUUUGGUGAAGAAAAAAUGUAAAUUAGACUAAACCACAUUCUUUUGUUUUCGUGCGUACCAAUAAAUACAGUUCUCAUCAUAUUUAUAAGAAA